Centruroides sculpturatus (bark scorpion) is the source of this 375-nucleotide messenger RNA. RefSeq lists its product as uncharacterized. The record is from RefSeq and is a predicted model, not a curated record. The annotation marks the transcript as partial. The transcript has 2 exons. Lineage: Eukaryota; Metazoa; Arthropoda; Arachnida; Scorpiones; Buthidae.
UUUGUUGCAGUUUUAGCUACAAACACCGAACAGGAGUUAUGUACAUUGGAGGAGUUUCAUCGUUGUUUGAAUUCUUUGCAAUCAGUGACUGCGAAUAAUGAUUUGGCCUUUGCUUCAACUAGACAAGAAUUGUUGGAUGUUUGUAGAGACCUUCAGGAGAGUGUAUUAUGUGUGGAUGAUCAUAUGAAACUUUGUUUCACCCCUGUACAAAGAAAAGUCUUUAAUCAAGUAGUGGCAGGUGCUCGACAGGUGAUUGAAGAACUUUGUGUCGAUGGGCCGAUUCAACAGUGUAAGGAUGUUUUUUUUCUCUCUUUCCUAUACAAAGUAGAACAUUUUGGUGGAGUAGAAAAAUCAUCUUGGGGAUUAUUUCCAUAA